This is a messenger RNA of Impatiens glandulifera, 1180 nucleotides long. Its product is annotated as acyl-CoA--sterol O-acyltransferase 1-like. The coding region runs from base 81 to 1145 and encodes 354 amino acids. The transcript has a single exon. NCBI's taxonomy places the organism in Eukaryota, Viridiplantae, Streptophyta, Magnoliopsida, Ericales, Balsaminaceae. Gene Ontology annotation, biological process: lipid metabolic process. The record is from RefSeq and is a predicted model, not a curated record.
CAAAACAUCUCCCCACCUAUAAACAUCAAAGAGAGAGAGAGAAAGGAACCACCGUCUACAAAAACAGAACUGAUCGGAAAAUGGACCGGAAAAUUUACUACGACGGCUACACACUAGACGGCGAACUAUCAAGAUUCUACAAAGUAUGGAUCUCCAUAAUCAUUUCAUUUAUCUACUCCUUCAUCGCCGGAAAACUAAUCCCCAAAGGUAUUCCCCGUCUUCUCGCCUUCUUUCCGAUCAUCUCUCUCUUCUUCUUCCUUCCAUUAAACCUCCAUUCCAUGCACUUAGGCGGUAUUACUGCCUUCCUUAUAACCUGGCUCGCCAAUUUCAAACUCCUCCUCUUCGCCUUCGAUAUUGGUCCUCUUUCCUCCGACCAAUCUCUAUCCCUCCCCAAAUUCCUCGCCGUCGCCUGUUUCCCCAUCAAAAUCCAACACAAAACUCAAAACAACAGAAAACCCACUUGGAAUUACGCUAUCAAGGGUUUACUUUUAGCAUCCUUGAUUGGGAUCUACGAUUUCCGCGACCUAAUGCAUCCAAUUUGCUUAACAGUCCUACAUUUUCUCCAUAUGUAUUCAUUUCUAGAGUUAUUGUUAGCAUCAAUGGCGGCUACGGCUCGAAUUCUUCUCGGUGUAGAACUUGAACCUCAGUUUAAUGAACCAUAUCUCUCUACAUCUCUUCAAGAUUUCUGGGGAAGAAGAUGGAACAUAAUGGUAUCAAGAAUCCUACGUCCGACUGUAUACGAUCCAUGUCUGAGAAUUUUGACUAGGAUUUGUGGUCGGAAAUGGGCGGCGGUAACGGCGGUGAUGGCGACUUUCUUUGUAUCGGCUUUAAUGCAUGAGAUUAUAUUUUUUUACUUGUGUAGGAAUUGGCCGACGGGAAUGACGAGUUGGUUCUUUGUUUUUCAUGGGUUUUGUUUAGUAUUGGAGAUAAUGAUGAAGAAAACGAUUGGGGUUAGGUUUGGAUUGCCGACGGCGGUGGCGACGGUGAUGACGGUUGCGUUUGUGAUUAUGACGGCGUUUUGGUGGUUCUUGCCGGAGCUUUUAAGGUGUAAUGCUGUGGAGCGGUCGUUUGAGGAAUACAGAAUAGUGGGGGAGAUGAUGAAAGAGAUGAUGGUUAGAUUUGAAAAUUAUAAAUAUGGAAUAUGAGUUAUAUGUUAAUUAAUUAUAAUUAUAAUUUAUAA